AUGUCUAGCGCCCACCCCAAAGUCUACCUUAUUAGCGGUGCUUCCCGUGGCAUCGGCUACGCUCUCAUCGAGCAAAUCUCCCAGCGGCCCAACCACAUCGUCUACGCAGCGGCUCGCGAUCCUACCAAUGCCGUCGCCCUGAAUAAGCUAGCAGAAUUGCGGCCAGGAGCGGUCAAGGUAGUCAAGCUGGUGGCCGGCUCCGAGGAGGAUGCAAAGCUCAUCAUGGCGCAGGUGCGUUCCGCUGAAGGUCACCUCGAUGUAGUCUUGGCUGUGUCCGGGGUCGCACUGUGGCAGCACUAUGCGCCGGUCAAGGACUGCACAAACGAGUCGAUCAUGGAGCACUUCAACACCAACCUGAUCGGUACUGUCUCACUCUACCGCAACGCCUAUCCUUUACUCAAGGCUGCGCCUCGUGGGGCCAUCUUCAUGCCCAUGAGCUCCACGAUGGCGUCCAUCACCAAGGCGGGAGAGUAUGCAUUCCCCUUGUGUGGACUUUCGAUGAGCAAAGCGAGCAUCAACAUGCUUGUGCGCAACAUUCACCUCGAGUCAGAGGAGGAAGGCUUCAUCGUCUUCCCUAUGGAUCCAGGAUGGACACAAACCGACAAUGGCAAUGGCAAUGCAAAGGCUUGCGGGAUGAGCGAGGCCCCCACCAAGCUGGAGGAUACCAUUGCUGGCGUUCUCAAGGUCUUGGAUGCUGCCAAGCGUGAGACACAUGGUGGUGUAUUCCUCAACUAUCGCGGCGAGGUGAUGCCGUGGUAA
Molecule: messenger RNA, 759 nt
Organism: Microstroma glucosiphilum
Lineage: Eukaryota; Fungi; Basidiomycota; Exobasidiomycetes; Microstromatales; Microstromataceae
Product: NAD(P)-binding protein
Exons: 2
Coding region: 1-759 (252 amino acids)
Source: RefSeq, a predicted model, not a curated record